CUCCGCGCACCCACGCCUCGCUGCUCCGCUUCCUGCUCCCCACCCGGGCAUGAGCCCCCCGCGCCCCCGGCCCCCCAGAGCUCGCAACGCCCCCCGUAUCCUCCCCAGAGCCGGACGCUCAGGAUGGGCGCCCUCAGCCCUACGCCGCUGCCGCUGCUGCUGCUGCUAAUGCUGGGAGUCAGAUGCUGCGCCCGGGAGGUGCUGGUCCCUGAGGGGCCCCUGUACCGCGUGGCUGGCACAGCUGUCUCCAUCUCUUGCAACGUGAGCGGCUAUGAGGGCCCUGCCCAGCAGGACUUUGAGUGGUUCCUGUACAGGCCUGAGGCUCCAGAGGCUGCACUGGGCAUCAUCAGUACCAGGGACACCCGAUUCUCCUAUGCUGUCUUUGGGCCCCGUGUGGCGGCUGGUGAAGUGCAGGUGCAGCGUCUGCAGGGUGAUGCCGUGGUGCUCAAGAUUGCCCACCUGCAGGCCCAGGAUGCUGGCGUUUACGAGUGCUACACGCCCUCCACGGAUGCCCACUACCUGGGCAGCUAUAGCGGCAAGGUGGAGCUGAGAGUUCUUCCAGAUGUGCUGCAGGUGUCUGCUGCCCCUCCAGGGCCCCGAGGCCGCCAGGCCCCAACCUCCCCCCCACGCCUGAUGGUGCAUGAGGGGCAGGAGCUAGCACUGGGCUGCCUGGCACAGACGAGCACACAGAAGCACACACACCUGGCGGUGUCCUUUGGGCGAACCGUGCCCGAGGCGCCAGUGGGGCGAGCGACUCUGCAGGAAGUGGUGGGACUCCGGUCGGACUUGGCUGUGGAGGCCGGAGCUCCCUAUGCUGAGCGGCUGGCUGCAGGGGAGCUACGGCUGGGCAAGGAAGGGCCUGAUAGGUACCGCAUGGUGGUUGGGGGCGCCCAGGCAGGGGACGCAGGCACCUAUCACUGCACUGCUGCUGAGUGGAUUCAGGAUCCUGAUGGUAGCUGGGCCCAGAUCGCAGAGAAAAGGGCUGUCCUGGCCCACGUGGAUGUGCAGACGCUGUCCAGCCAGCUGGCAGUGGCAGUGGGGCCUGGUGAGCGUCGGAUUGGCCCGGGGGAACCCUUCGAACUGCUGUGCAAUGUGUCAGGGGCACUGCCCCCCCCAGGCCGUCAUGCUGCAUACUCCGUGGGCUGGGAGAUGGCACCUGCCGGGGCACCUGGGCCUGGCCGCCUGGUAGCCCAGCUGGACACAGAGGGUGUGGGCAGCCUGGGCCCUGGCUACGAGGGCCGGCACAUUGCCAUGGAGAAGGUGGCAUCCAGAACCUACCGGCUACGGCUGGAGGCUGCCAGGCCUGGAGAUGCGGGCACCUACCGCUGUCUCGCCAAAGCCUAUGUUCGAGGGUCUGGUACCCGGCUCCGUGAAGCAGCCAGUGCCCGCUCCCGGCCUCUCCCAGUGCACGUACGGGAGGAAGGUGUGGUGCUGGAGGCUGUGGCAUGGCUAGCAGGGGGCACCGUGUACCGGGGGGAGACUGCCUCCCUGUUGUGCAACAUCUCUGUGCGGGGCGGCCCGCCGGGGCUGAGGCUGGCCGCCAGCUGGUGGGUGGAGCGACUGGAGGAGGGCGAGCUGAGCUCUGCCCCUGCCGAGCUUGUGGGUGGCGUGGGCCGGGACGGUGUGGCAGAGCUGGGGGACCGGCCUGGAGGAGGCCCUGUCAGUGUGGAGCUGGUGGGACCCCGAAGCCAUCGGCUGAGACUCCACAGUCUGGGGCCAGAGGACGAAGGCGUGUACCACUGUGCCCCCAGUGCCUGGGUGCAGCACGCCGACUACAGCUGGUACCAGGCAGGCAGUGCCCGCUCGGGGCCUGUCACGGUCUACCCCUACACGCACGCCCUGGACACGCUAUUUGUGCCCCUGCUGGUGGGUGCAGGGGUGGCCCUCGUCACCGGCGCCACUGUCCUUGGCACCAUCACCUGCUGCUUUAUGAAGAGACUGCGAAAACGGUGAUCCCACACUCCCCAGCUCUUGCAGGUGUCGACUGUCUUCCAGCCCAGCUUCAAGCCCUCCACUGGCUGCCUGGAUACCCUCUCCCCCUGUCCACCCUUUAAUUUAUUUCCCCUAUCCCCACCCAGAGUGGGAGACAAGCCCCCAAUCCCCACCACUUCCCUCCCAAACUCCUCCCUCUGGCCUUCUGCUCUUGAUCUCAUACCCAUCCUAUAGGGAAGGCCAGUCCCUGUCUUAGAACUAGUUUUUCUAAAAUGUGAAUAAACUUGUUUUAUAAAA
Molecule: messenger RNA, 2229 nt
Organism: Cynocephalus volans (Philippine flying lemur)
Lineage: Eukaryota; Metazoa; Chordata; Mammalia; Dermoptera; Cynocephalidae
Gene: IGSF8
Product: immunoglobulin superfamily member 8
Exons: 7
Coding region: 124-1953 (609 amino acids)
Cellular component (GO): membrane
Source: RefSeq, a predicted model, not a curated record